AUGGCAGGUCCCGCGACCCUCACAGCCAGCCUCCUGCUCCUGGUCCUCUGUGCCCACCACAUCACACCUGCAGGCGCAGUGACCAUCCCCUCUUCCUGCUGCUUGACCUUUAUUUCCAAGAAAAUUCCCGAGGCCCGGGUGGUGAGCUACCAGCUGUCCAGCGGGAGUGUGUGCCCCAAGGCAGGGGUGAUCUUCACCACCAAGAAGGGCCACAAAGUCUGUGGUGACCCCAAGCAGCAGUGGGUCCAGAGGUACGUGAAGAACCUGGACGCCAAGCAGAAGAAAGGCUCUGCUGGGGUCAAGGCGGUACGAAGGAAGAACCCAGUCCGAAGACGCCCUGCCAAUGGGACCACCGUCUAG
This is a messenger RNA of Elephantulus edwardii (Cape elephant shrew), 360 nucleotides long. RefSeq names its product chemokine (C-C motif) ligand 24 (gene CCL24). The transcript is spliced from 3 exons. The record is from RefSeq and is a predicted model, not a curated record. Gene Ontology annotation, biological process: cellular response to type II interferon; G protein-coupled receptor signaling pathway; monocyte chemotaxis. NCBI's taxonomy places the organism in Eukaryota, Metazoa, Chordata, Mammalia, Macroscelidea, Macroscelididae. The coding region runs from base 1 to 360 and encodes 119 amino acids. Gene Ontology annotation, cellular component: extracellular region. Gene Ontology annotation, molecular function: chemokine activity; CCR chemokine receptor binding.